AUAAAGUUGCUCAUAUAUUUGUUCUGAGCAGUAGUGUCUGAUGAGAAAGGCUCCAGUGGGCAUCCUUACUCUUCCUUCUGCAGUGUUUUGAACAAGAGACGAGAUGGUGUGUUCUGGAGCGCUGGGAUUCCUCCUGCUCUUUCUGCUCCAUUCAGCUUCAGGGGUGAACAAUCUCUAUAACAUCAUCAACUUCCUUCGUAACAAUUAUGGAGGUGAUUAUCAGUAUGCUUUGGGCAUUAAUGUCCCACCUAGAUAUUGUGAACAAGUUGCUCCUCUUGAUCCUCCUGACCAGAACUUCCUCCCAAGUGAUAAUAACGCACAGAGAGUGAAAGAUGACAUGGCUGGUGAUGAUAAAAUUUACAAAGGUGAUCAGCUGAUUGGUGCCAGACCAAAACCAAUCCCUCAUUCACAGAACAACAACUACCACUCUGAGUAUCUGUUGCUGAUUAAUUCCACGUCCAGUAAAUUAGAACCCAAACCACUCAUGGAAACCCUCCUGGAUUCAAAUCCUGAUGGCUGCGCGGUUUUCUUCACCCGGAACUCCCCCUGUGUGAGAACCUGCUCAACACCUAACGGACUCUACAGCAUCAUACCUGCGCUUAGGAGUCAGUUCCAAAACCACAAAGGUCUAAAAGCAUUUGUUUUUAAUCGGGUUUGGCCUCGUGAUGAAAAUGAUCCUGCAUGGCGAAAUAAUAUAAAGACUAUAAAUGAUAUCAUUCCAGUCUAUCGCUGUGAUGGUAAUUGCACUCUCUGCGUAAACAAUAAUGAUGUUGAUCGGUGUUGUUUGAAGAAUUACCCUCAUUGCUAAGCUAUAUCAUGUGUAACGUGCUUUCCAUGGCAACUUGAUCAAGUACCUGCCUUUAAAUGGCAUGAAAUGACUUGGAAAAAAAAUUAGCCACAAAUGUUAAUUAAAAAAAAAAAAAAUUGCUAAAACUGUUUCCUGCUUUCACAUUUAUCAAUAAAGCUCAGCAUUUAAUCAG
Messenger RNA from Ictalurus punctatus (channel catfish), 980 nucleotides. RefSeq lists its product as uncharacterized. Lineage: Eukaryota; Metazoa; Chordata; Actinopteri; Siluriformes; Ictaluridae. The coding region runs from base 104 to 808 and encodes 234 amino acids. The transcript is spliced from 3 exons. The record is from RefSeq and is a predicted model, not a curated record.